UGGCCCCAACGUUUCAAAAUUCAGUUCGGAAGCGUCCGCCAUCGGUACACUUUCAACCAAUUCAUCGCGAAAGGAAGAAAACUACACCACACAGCACACAGUUACUAUGAAUAACUGGCGUUUACUACUACUUGCGGUAGUCGCGGUUUUUCAACCUAUUGCAUCUUUCACCGAUCGUAACCUCAUUGAUGGAAGGCAACAGUGUUGUGAUCGUCUUUCACCAACUCUGCUUCAAGAUACAAGGUCUUCGUUUUAUGGAACACACCGGCUCGCCAAAACUUCUUCGGUCUUAAGACGUCUGAACAAUGGUGAGGAAAUUCAUGAAGAUCGACGUUAUGAAGUGAAGCAACGUGACUAUAGCCGUUCUAUGACAGAGAAACCACCGAUAGAUAACAAAGAGAGGGUUUUACGACUAGCACCCUCUGUCUCUCCCGAGUCACGUGUGGACGGUCGUGAGAACUCCUUUAGUCGUGAGCGCCUUCUAGAUGUACAACAACGACAGGCAAUUACUCAAUCUACUCGAGACCUCAAACCACAGGAUCUAAACCGUAGAGUUGUGCUUCGCACUUCUAGGUAUGCCGUAGAACGUCGGGAUGGCAGGAUCUCCACCGAAUCAACAUAUGACAGGAUGGUUAGAGACGAUCAUCGAAUUGGACGCAGUUUUCAACGAGAAACACAAAAAGAACAAUUCAGAUACGAAGAUCGUAGAUUAUCCCGGAAUAAUGAUCUACGACGUUUUCUCAGUCAAGCAAGACCUGAAGUAGACAGAAUUCAACCUGAAAGCGGUAUGAUUAAUCGACGUGUUACAAGGGAAAGGCUCAGUAUGGCUCGACGCGAAGAUUUGCAACCCAUCCGCGAACAAAUUUUUGGAGAACACCGAGAGACCAAAACUGAAGAUCGACGAGAAAUAAGGUUAUCUACACGAUCUUUUAACUCAGAAAGUCGAAACAUCCGUGAACUGAGGGACGAGUCCAGAGCAACCCGAACUGCCGAUAAAGAGGGACGACAUUCUCGCGAAAUGAGGGAUGAACCUAGACUGAGUCGAUUUGAUACAACAGAACGACGAUCUGCUGACAAAGAAACCCGAAAUACUCGAGAAAUGAGGGUAGUUAUAGAUGUAGAACGUAGAAAUUCCCGUGAAAUGAGGGACGAACCUAGGCUGAGUCGAACUUCUUCCGUAGAACGCCAAAAUACCCGCAAAAUGAAGGAUGAAUUUAGGUCAAGCCGAUCUGUUGACGAACAACGUCGAAACUUCCGCGAUGUCAGAGCCGGAUUGAGUUUAAGCCGAUCUGCAGGCGCAGAACGCAGAUACGGUCGUGAAAUACGCGGUGAAACUCAAACUGGUAAUGAUGAACACCAAAACUUCCGUGAAAUAAGAGACGAACCUAGACUAAGCCGAACAACUUUUGUAGAUCGUCGAAAUAUCCGCGAAAUACGGGGUGCAUCUAGACUAAUACCAACUGCUCCUGUAGAACGCCGAAAUACUCGUGAAAUGAGGGACGAAACUAGGUUAGACUCAUCUACUGAAACAGAACGCCAGAACUUCCGCGAAAUACGAGGAUCCAGGCUCAGCCGAUCUGCUGAUGGAACACGCCGAAAUACCCGUCAAAUAAAAGACGUUACAGACGAAGACCACCAAAAUACACGCGGCAUGAGGGUCGGACUCAGUAGAUUCGCUGGCUCAGAACAUAGGAAUUCUCGGCAAAUAAGGGAAGAAUCGACGUUAAUCCGAUCUACUGAAGCGGUACGUAGAAAUUCCCGCGAAAUGAGGGACGAAGCUAGGCUAAAUCGAAAUGCUGAGAAAGAAACCAGGGAUAUCCGUGAAACAAAAGAGGAAUCCAGGAUAACCCGAUCUGCAAACGUAGACCGUCGAAAUACCCGCGAACUGAGGGACACACUUCGGCUGAAUCGAAAUACAGAAUCAGAACGCCGAAACUCUCGUGAAAUAAGACAGGACUCUAGGUUAAGCCAAUCUGCUGAUGAAGAACCCCAGAACUUCCGUUAUGUAAGGGCCGGACUGAGACAAAGCAGAUCAAUUGACGUAGAACUAAGGAAUACUCGCCAAAUGAGGAAAGAAUCUGGAUUAGACCGAUCCGCUCCCGAAGAACGCCGAAACAUGCGUGAAAUAAGAGAAACCAUUGACGCUGAACGCCGAAACUUCCGAGAUGUUAGAUUUAUUAGGUCUGCUGAUGUAGAACGUAGGAAUUAUCUGGAAAUGAGGAAAACUACUAAUGACGAACGCCGAAACUUGCGCGACAUAAGGGGCGGACUACGACUAAGUAGAUCUGCCAACGCAGAGCCAUCAUUUGAAACUGAACGCCAGAACUCCCGUGAUAUAAGGGAGGAAUCAAGACUAAGCCGAACUGACAGAGAACGCCGAAAUACUCACGAUAUUAGGGCCACACUUAGACUAAGCCGAUCUGCUGAUAUAGAACGUAGGAAUUCACGUGAAAUAAGAGACGAUUCUAGACUUAGCCUAUCUGGUGCUGAUGAACGCCGGAACUUUAGAGAUGUAAGGGCUGGAGUGAGGCUAACCAGAUCUGCUGAUACAGAACGUAGACAGUCCCUUGAAAUGAGGGACGAAUCUAGGUUAGGUCUAUCCGCUGCCGUGGAACGUCGAAAUACUCGCGAAAUGAGGGAAACUACUGACGAAGAACGCCGAAACUUCCGUGACGUAAGGCUAACUAGAUCUGCUGACACAGAACGCAGUCAAUCCCGCGAAAUGAGAGACGAUUCUAGACUUAGCCGAUCUACUUCUGAGGAACGCCGGAACACCCGCGAAAUGAGAGAAACUACUGACCAAGAACGCCGAAACUUCCGUGACGUAAGAGUCGGAGUAAGGCAAAGCAGAUCUGCUGACACAGAACGCAGUCAAUCCCGCGAAAUGAGAGACGAUUCUAGACUUAGCCGAUCUACUUCUGAGGAACGCCGAAACACCCACGAAAUGAGGGAAACUGCCGAUAAAGAACGCCACAACUUCCGUGACGUAAGGGCUGGAGUAAGGUUAACUAGAUCUGCUGACACAGAACGCAGUCAAUCCCGCGAAAUGAGAGACGAUUCUAGACUUAGCCGAUCUACUUCUGAGGAACGCCGAAACACCCGCGAAAUGAGAGAAACUACUGACCAAGAACGCCGAAACUUCCGUGGCGUAAGAGUCGGAGUAAGGCAAAACAGAUCUGCUGACACAGAACGCAGUCAAUCCCGCGAAAUGAGAGACAAUUCUAGAUUUAGCCGAUCUACUUCUGAGGAACGCCGAAACAUCCGCGAAGUGAGGUCAACUACUGACGAAGAACGCCGAAACUUCCGUGAUAUAAGGGCUGGAGAAAGGCUAAGCAGAUCUGCCGACACAGAACGCAGACAAUCCCGCGAAAUGAGGGAUGAAUCUAGGUCAGGUCCAUCUGCUGCUAUAGAACAAAGACAAUCCCGUGAAUUGAGGGACGAUUCUAGGUUAGGCCGAUCUGCUUUCUUAGAACGCCACAAUGCCCGCGAAAUUAUAGAAACUAUUGAUGGAGAACGCAGAACGAAUUUCCGUUACAUAAAAGCUGGAGUGAGGCUAAGUAGAUCCGCUGUCGACGAACACAGUCACUCCCGCGAAUUGAGGGACGAAUCUAGAUUAGAUCGAUCCACUGCCAUUGAACGCCGGAAUACCCGCAAAAUGAGGUUAAUUACCGAUGAAGAACGCCGAAACUUCCGUGAUGCAAGGGCUGGAGAAAGGCUAAGUAGAUCUGCCGACACUGAACGCAGACAAUUCCGCGAAAUGAGGGAUGAAUCUAGGCUAAGUCGAAACUUCCGUGAAGUUAGAGAUGAAUCCAGGCUAAGCCAAUCUAUUGAUUUAGAACGCCGUAGCAAAGUACACCACGACAGAACGGAACUUGGCAAGAAAAAUGAAAACAGAGAACGAGAGGUAGUUGAAGCUCGUCCGCAAAAUGUACUGCUGUCCAGAAAUCGAGACCAAGUUUCAAUGAUGAUCAACAAAAUAGAAUCAGAAAAAGAUUUUACCACAGCUAACUGGCAAUAUGUUCUGUAUACAUUGCAAGCUGCAUAUUUGUGCGCCCUCUUCCUGCAGUUACUGAAACCAAGUUACACAGAAAAGCCACAUUUCAGGAGUUUCCGUUGGCUGCCUGUAUCUUCUCACUACAACCCUAUCAAAGUGGACUAAACGGCUAUGCUAUAUUGACAUCUGUAAU
This is a messenger RNA of Spodoptera litura, 4187 nucleotides long. RefSeq lists its product as uncharacterized. Lineage: Eukaryota; Metazoa; Arthropoda; Insecta; Lepidoptera; Noctuidae. The record is from RefSeq and is a predicted model, not a curated record.